AUGUUCUCGAGCAAGAAGUCAAAGAGGAUCGUUGAUGGUAAUCACUAUGAAAACCACUACGCAGUGGCCGUCAAAUUGGCCAGAGACGAGGAUCCGGUGCAGCAGGCCUUCGUCCACCGCCGCUGCACGAUCACACAGCAGCAGUGGGAGACUUAUCUGGGCGUUGAGGGCACUGCAUCCGGGCCCGGCAGUGGAAACGAGUAUGCCAAUGGCCAGGCAUCUGCCACUGGAACAGCAGCUGUGCAGCACAAGGGGGGCCUUCUGCGCAGGAACACCUCCACCUAUGACAUGGAGGCCUCUGGCCGCAAUGUCAGGAGGAGAGGCGCCAGGUCCCCCCGGUCAAUCUUUGGGCUGCCCAUCAUCAGCCCGCUGGCGCCCUUUGCCAAGAUCUGGUCGAGCAUGAUUCUGGCGCUGGACCUGAUCUACACAGCGUUCCUGAUUCCCAUCCUUGUGUCCUUUGAGGUCCCAGACAUCGGCUGGACCUGGGGGUGCAUCAUCAACCUGAUAGCAGGCACCAUCUACUUCAUGGAGCUGCUGCUCAACUUCCACAUCGGCUUCAUCGGCAAGUGGGGCUCUCAGAAAAAAGUCUUCAUCGACGGCAAGGCUGUAGCCUGGUACUACAUCACCCAAGGGCAAUUCUUUGUGGAUGUUCUCACAGCCAUUGCCUGGAUUGCUCAGAUCGUUCUGAUCAUCCUGUCAGAGAGGGGCGUUGACAUAAGCGGACCCAUUUCGACGCUGUACCAGAUAAUUCGAAUUCUGCGACUCGUCCGAUUUAUAUCGCUGAUGAACCGACUGUACGCAACUGCCAUAGCUGCCGGCGGCGCGAUCUUUCCAGUUUUGAAUUUGAAACCGCAGUACGCCUAUUUUGUCAACCUCAUCUAUGGAGGCCUGGCCAUCCUCAGCUUCCUCUCCUGCAUCAUGAAUUUUGUGUCCCGCCGUGAAUACUGCAACGGCUCGUGGCUGAGCCGCUUUGGUGUUGUGGUGAGAACUUAUGGCAGCCCAGAUUCAGUCACAGCCGGCGUUUUGAACCAGGAGGACUGCGCUGCGGUACCGGACGCUGCCAAGUGGCUCGCGGGCGCGUACUUCAUGCUUGUGACUAUGCUCUCCAUUGGUUAUGGCGACGUAACACCGGCAACAAUUACUGAGGUCAUCAUCUGCAUGUUCUGCAUGAUUGCCGGCAUCAUCUUCUUCGGCAUCCUGCUCGGAUCAAUUGCUGAUGCCCUCAACGACCUCAACAAGGAGUCAAAGAGGAUUGCAAAGUACAGGUCUCGUAUGGAGACUGUGGAUAAGUGGAUGGGAAAGCGAGGCCUGUCAAAGAGCCUCCGCAUGCGCAUCGGGCAGCACUACCAGGAGGAGUGGAUCGCCGACACAGAAGCGCUAGAAGAGGUGCAGAUCAUGGAGGAAGUGCCACACGUGCUCAGGCGGGAGAUUGCGUACGCAUGCAAUAGAAAAAUCUUUGAGCGGCUGCGCAUUUUCCACGACUUCCCUCUCGCCGAGCAGCAGACGAUCGCCGCCAUGAUGAACCCGCUGCAGAUUGCAAACAUCGUUCUGACGUGCGGCAUGCAUGCGCGCAGCGGCCGGCAGCUGCCGGCAGGUGCGGACCUGUGCGAGGCUGGUGACGUGGCAGACUGCAUCUGGCUCCUGCACGAGGGCUCCGUGGCGACAGUUGAUGCUGCGGGAUACGAGACGAGUGUCACGUCCGCAGCGGCUUUACUGGGCGAGACUGCUCUACUGCGCGAAUUGGACGAUGAAUUCCAUUUCCGGCCCUCCGCUCUGCGGACGCGUCAGAUAUGUCUGCUCUGGGUGAUUCCCAUGCGUGACCUGCUGCCCCUGCUGCGGCGCAACCCAAUGCUCUACCACAAGGCCGUGCAGGAGGCCGUCCCCAGCAUGUCCUUCGACUACCUCACCAUUAACCCCAUCGGGAAUCAAGCGGGUGGUGGUGUGGCGAGCGCUGAAUCAAUUCGCGGCGGUGGGGGCAAGCAUGGCUCCGAGCCUACCAACGGCAGCAACGGGAGCUCUCUUGUGAGCUCCAGGAAAGGAGGCUCGAGCGGGCAGAGCUUCCACGGCGUGGUGCAAAGCGCGCAGGCGGCUUCGAAUGGGAACACAGACUCGCCGAGCCGGCCGCUGCAUCCGUUGAAGAGCGCUCUGUCUGCCAAAAGCAGCCAGGGCUCAGAAGGGUGA
Messenger RNA from Coccomyxa subellipsoidea C-169, 2181 nucleotides. RefSeq names its product voltage-gated potassium channel. Bases 1 to 2181 code for a protein of 726 amino acids. Lineage: Eukaryota; Viridiplantae; Chlorophyta; Trebouxiophyceae; Coccomyxaceae. The transcript has 15 exons. Gene Ontology annotation, molecular function: voltage-gated potassium channel activity. Gene Ontology annotation, biological process: regulation of membrane potential; potassium ion transmembrane transport. The record is from RefSeq and is a predicted model, not a curated record.